GAUUGCGAACAACGCGAAAAUAAACUCACUUUCUGCCAGGGCUUUAUAAAUGUUUAUAUUUUCCUCUCGCAUUACAUUAGUUUUUUUCUCCGGUGAAAUUUUGAUAUUAAACUUAUCAAAAGUGGAUUCCAGCAGUAUUAAAAUUGACUUUCGCUUAUGGCAAACGCUGAAUAAUAGACUACUGCUUUCCGGUCGAUGAAAGCUACCGCGUACCGAUCAGUGUCACAGGAUUCAUUCGACCAUAGUUCUUGGGGCUACGCAAGUGGCGUACGUGAGUUUUGUUGUCGGAAGCUGCAGUGAUAGUGCAAAUGCUAAACAACCAGAUUUUUCCUAAAUAAAAUAAAUACACAUCGAAUACCUACAUCAAGGAGAGGACGCAUUUUAACGCCGGUAACUGUGGAGUCGCCCGGAAGAAGUAUCGAUUUUGUAUUCAAGUGGACGAAAGCUGCAGUUACCAAUUAUAAAUUACAAAGCACAAAGAAAUGGCAGUUGGAUCACUGUAGGAAGGAGAUACUGCCCCUUGGCUCGUGUACGCACAGUUUUGCUACAGUGUUACAUUUAAGAUCCUUAUUUUAAACAACGAUGCCUAUUGACGAAGUACAACAACAAUCUCAGCAGCAACCUCAAACGAAUCAAACGGACCAAUUAACACCGGCGAGGGCUCCACCGGACGAGGAAGAAGAGGACGACGAAGACGAUGAUGAUGACCUUGGAACUGCAGGCGAUCCCACUGACGGUGCUCGAAGCUAUUCCAGUACACAGGUGGCCUCGGCUGGUGGCGGAUUCUAUGAGGAGGACGAAGAGGAAGAAGAGGACGAAGUAGAAGAACAACCGGGACUGAGACAACUAUUUGCACCAAUCGGUAAGUCUUCAAUGAACGGAAUUUUACAUUCUAAACUCGAAUUAUUAUCAUACCCAGCGGAUACGCAAGCUCAGAGCGAAGAUGAAGAGGACGGCGACUACAUUCCGGACGAGGAGGUCAAAAAGACCAUCAUGGUGGGUAGUGACUUCCAAGCGGCCAUACCUGAGGGUCUCUGCCGGUACGAUGACGCGCUACCUUACGAGAACGAAGAUAAACUGCUGUGGAAUCCGACGGUGUUGGGCGAGAGCCUCAUUGAGGAGUACUUGAAAAAAAUAGCUGCGGCGGCGAGCAGCAACACGGGGGCACCACAUACAAAUAAUGUAUUCUCGAUACCUUUGGGGAAGCACCUACGGGACGACGAGCAGGGACUUUAUCUGUUGCAGCAGUGUGGGCACAAUAUUGACGAAGCGUUACGGAGGCGACGGAUAAAUGCGUUGCCCGUGGCUGAGCAGCAGAUGAGCAUCUGGUCCGAGGAGGAGUGUAGGAAUUUUGAAAAUGGCCUUCGGAUACACGGGAAGGACUUUCACAUGAUUCAGCAGUCGAAGGUUCGCACCCGCUCCGUCGGCGAAUUGGUCCAGUUCUACUACCUAUGGAAGAAAACUGAACGGCACGACCUGUUCGCCAACAAGGCUCGCCUCGAGAAGAAAAAGUACAACCUUCACCCGGGGUUGACAGACCACAUGGACCGGUUCCUGGAGGAGCAGGAAAAUAGCACCGGCUUCGGCGAUAGAAGCUCGUCCCCCGGGUUCGCUAGUUUGUAUGUGGGUGCGCCGGAAACCAAGCGGCAGCGCCUGAUGGAUUCGAAAGACCACUCAGCCAGCACAGGAUCGUCGAAAAGGUCUUCGUCAGCACUGUGACUCAGUCCUGCGGUGUUCCCCUCUGGGAGGGGACCACUAGCUAAGUAAACAUAACAUCAUUCAAAAAGGGAAGAACCUACAGAACACGGCAAACACAAGGUAGUAGCUGAAUGGCGUACGAGCGCCACCAAACAAGCGGAACAAAAAAAAUGGGAUAGAAGAAAACUAGCCGUGCCGCACCGUAUACAUACAUUGCACUCUUGAAGCUUGUCUUGGAUAUGGCAAAUAGGGGACAACUUCUUUGGGAAAGCAAAAGAAAAAUAGCAGCAAAAGAACAGCCGAACUUUUAAGAAAGCACAUUGGUACUGCAACCCAGUUCGUGUCGCAAGCACUGACAACUUUUCGAUCUGAGAUAGAUUUUCGUUUUGUUUUAGCUAUUUCUCCGCUUAUGCACAAGAGCAAUACGUAUUGUGUGAAGAAAGUGCUAUUUAUCUGUAUUAAGUUGUAAGAUGUGAUUUGGUUUUAUUGACACAUUUUUAAAAUGGAAAGUAUUUGUUAAUAGCAGUCAUCGUACGAGGACGUUGAGGGCCAAGCAAUCGUUUCGUAGCACGUCAUAGAAGAUUAUUUAAGAUUCCAAUUGGACGUAGAUAAUAACUCUCUCAAAAAUCUUUGUGCUGAAAAUUGAAUCGGAAUCAAAAUUAUUCGGUUAGCCGAGAAAAAAAUCACUGAAUGUAAAGAAUUGUGCGAUAAAAAAAUGGAAAUUUUCUUUGGAAUUGCAAUUGUAUGAAAACAAUAUAGUCCAAAAUUUAAACUUGA
Molecule: messenger RNA, 2475 nt
Organism: Armigeres subalbatus
Lineage: Eukaryota; Metazoa; Arthropoda; Insecta; Diptera; Culicidae
Product: mesoderm induction early response protein 1
Exons: 6
Coding region: 583-1719 (378 amino acids)
Biological process (GO): negative regulation of transcription by RNA polymerase II
Cellular component (GO): nucleoplasm
Molecular function (GO): histone deacetylase binding; transcription corepressor activity
Source: RefSeq, a predicted model, not a curated record